This is a messenger RNA of Penicillium brasilianum, 1111 nucleotides long. NCBI's taxonomy places the organism in Eukaryota, Fungi, Ascomycota, Eurotiomycetes, Eurotiales, Aspergillaceae. The record is from the annotation of a GenBank genome assembly.
AACAGAUCUUGUCCUUCCGCUUGCUUAGAUGCCAAAUUCAAUAGAGACGUACUACGGCCAUGUUCGCACAUGUUCAGACGCCAUACUCAUCAUCCAGGCUUGUGAGGAUGGGGUCUUGCCACGGCUUCAAAACCGCUUAUCUGAAAGAGAACGACAAUCAAUCCGAUCUGGUUCGGUCUUCGUAUGGGAUGAAGACGAAGGGGGUAUACGAAGGUGGACGGAUGGCAGAUCAUGGAGCUCGAGUAGGGUCAAUGGCAGAUUUUUAGCCUACCGGGAAAUGGAAAAGGAACCUCAUCAACCGGAUAGGCUUCAGAAUGAAGACCAUAGUCUCCGCUUCAAGGCCGAUGGUCUGAUAAAGCAGUCUUUUGGCAUCACUGCCACGACAGGACGGCGGCUGCAUUUAAUCAGCUAUCAUUCCCUCAACUACACGAACAGUCUUCGAAUUCCGUCUUCCGACCCUGCACUGCAGAGCAUCUGUCCGCGGAAACUUUUCUUCCCAAGGUCCCUAGUCAACGACCUACAGAAUUUCUCUGUCUUUGCUCGAGAGCAGGCCGAGGCUACAACAUCAAAAUCUCGUUCCGAGCUCUGUGCGAUGCCUUUGCUCAUGAGUGUGUCCAAAUCAUCACUCCCGUCAAGAGAUUCUGUUCCGACCCCAAGUGCAACGCCAACAGAAAAAGCACUUUGUUCACCCCACUCUAUCAAUAGCCCAUUUCAGCUUGACAAUCCGUCAAAUCCUUCGCAUGAAAUACAAGACAGUCCUCCAAAUCUAUUAUCGGGACAACAUAAGAUUACCGACACUUGCAAAGAAUGUCAUGCACGCAACUCCAUGUCUCAUCCUGUUCUGCCAUCAGCUCCAGGGAUGAUAACAAUAUCGCCAUUAUCCUCAAGCGUGAGGGAAUCACCACGCAGCUCACGAGAAACGCAAUCUACGCACAAUAAAGACCCUCUGUUGUCACUUAUACUUUCGUGAUGAACCCAAUGAUCUCACUUCAGAAGCUUCAAUCUUGAUUCUCGAAAUGAUUGGAGAAUCCUUGCUUCUUCCAUGGAGCGGCUCGAGCCUAAUUCUCCAGGCGGGCUACGUGGAUAGACGAGCUUUCUUUGUUCGUUAAGC